Pocillopora verrucosa is the source of this 648-nucleotide messenger RNA. NCBI's taxonomy places the organism in Eukaryota, Metazoa, Cnidaria, Anthozoa, Scleractinia, Pocilloporidae. The record is from RefSeq and is a predicted model, not a curated record.
UAAAAACACCUACUACUUUUCUCAAGAGCAACUCUCUUAUGCAAACCAUUAUUGACAACUUGAUUGCACAUAAUGGAGAAACGAUGGGUUUCUUUACUAUUUUUACUGAGUGGACUAUGCUUGGAAGAAGGAGUCCAUGCAAUGCAGUGGUUUGUUUCAAGACGUGAUGGGAACUUUGCUAACAAUUGCGGGCUCAAAGCGUCAUUGCCCUGUAAAACAAUUCAACAAGUGAUUGCGCAUGCAUCUGAUGGUGAUGUUAUCAAUAUAGACGGCACAAGAACGUCCCGUGACCCUAAUCCGUGCGAGAAUUGGACAGAAUUGAAUCUAGCCGCUCCGGCAAUACGCAGUUACAACACUCGAGCAUUUCUUUCUUGCAAAACUGAGGGCCUGCGAGUUUUGUGUAAUUCGAGAAAGAGAGCCUUUGGUGGAGUCUCUGUGGACCAAAUAACCUUCGUCAACACUUCACUUCAUCUCUCUGACUGCUCCUUAAAGCUCAACGACUGCAGCUUUAUAAACAGUUCCGUUGCCGCGCUUACGUCAAGAUACGCCACUGAAUCUGUGAAAAAAAUGUUCAACUCGAUGGAUGCACCUUUCAGAACAACAGUGCUAGUAGUGUUACAAUUUAUGGCAAUUCUAUGGUCAACUUGA